Cynoglossus semilaevis (tongue sole) is the source of this 742-nucleotide messenger RNA. It is a transcript of the gene pfdn5, whose product is annotated as prefoldin 5. NCBI's taxonomy places the organism in Eukaryota, Metazoa, Chordata, Actinopteri, Pleuronectiformes, Cynoglossidae. Gene Ontology annotation, biological process: protein folding; RNA polymerase II core complex assembly; RNA polymerase I assembly. The transcript is spliced from 6 exons. Gene Ontology annotation, cellular component: cytoplasm; prefoldin complex. The coding region runs from base 77 to 544 and encodes 155 amino acids. The record is from RefSeq and is a predicted model, not a curated record.
UAUUAAAUACUGCUGAAUGUCUUUAACCCGGAAGUAGAAUCCCACAGCGGUCCUCAUCUGGCAUCACGCUUCCAACAUGGCGGUGAAUCUUACAGACCUCUCCCUGCCUCAGUUAGAAGGACUGAAGACCCAGUUAGAUCAGGAGGUUGAGUUUUUGACAUCUUCGAUUGGUCAGCUCAAAGUGGCACAGACCAAGUUUGUUGAUGCAAAAGAUAGUUUGAGCGUAUUAAAUGUUAAGAAUAAAGGUAAAGAAGUGUUGGUGCCUCUCACCAGCUCUAUGUAUGUCCCUGGAACAUUAAAUGAUGUGGAACAUGUCUUAGUGGAUGUUGGGACUGGUUAUUAUGUUGAAAAGAAAGUGAAAGACUCGGAAGCUUUCUUCAAGCGCAAAAUUGAUUUCCUCACAAAGCAAAUAGAGAAAAUUCAGCCGGCCCUCCAAGAAAAACAUGCAAUGAAGCAAGCCGUGAUUGAAGUAAUGAAUAUGAAGAUUCAACAGCAUCAACAGAGCCAACAGUCAUCACAGAAUGUUGGAACAACCAAGGCUUAAUGAGCAUAAUUAUGUUUAAGUCAAUGUUCAGGAACUCAUUAUUGUUGGACAGUAAAAUGCCUUUCAUUAAUAUUAGGGUCACAAUUGAUAUGCUACUGUAAUAAAGUAAAAAUAUUUGUAGUGCGUCAUGGUCAACAAAUGUAACUGGCUUUGAAUAAUAAAAUCACUGUGCAACCAAUAAACAUUUUGUUAUUUGUU